Messenger RNA from Moneuplotes crassus, 2811 nucleotides. Lineage: Eukaryota; Ciliophora; Spirotrichea; Euplotida; Euplotidae. The record is from the annotation of a GenBank genome assembly.
CUGACCAAGAUUCAAAGUCAAAUCCAACUCUCGACUGGUUUGCCUUCGAGACUCGUAUCAGGAAGGUUCUGCAUGAACUUCUAGAGCCAACUGCUGAAAGGUCACUUAAGACAAAAGAAAAUGUUGAAGAAGUCAAGGCUGAGAACUAAGCUCCUAACCAGGAAAAUAGAAGAGCUUGAAUUCAUCUUACACAAGUCACACAAAAGGUCAACUUUGUUCGACAAUGUCAACAAGAGGCUGAUCGAGAAUGAUUCCAGAAGGAAAGUUCUUGAAAGCAGACUCAACAAGGAAGUCAAUAAAAUGAAUGGAGAGACCACUCUGAUCAAUGAGAAACUCAGCAUUAUCAAUGAAGAAGUCUCUACUGUCAACUCCAGAAUCAUUGAGCACCAAAGCAAGGCUGAUGAGUUACAGAAACGCUUUUCUGAAGACAAGAAAGACAUCACUUUCAAACUUCAGAUCGAUGACCUGAAGAACCAACUUGAAGCAAUUGGCGAGUGGAAGAGUAGAGUAGAUGAGCUUUUGACACAUCAUCAACAAGACAUCUCAAGACAUGGAGUUUCAAUUGAAAAAGCAAGGAGCAACAUCGAUGAGUUCCAGACUCUUCUGACCAAAGAUUAUGUUAAAAAUGCUGAGCUCAAAUCUGUUUCUGAAAGUUUGGAACAAAAGUUGACUACUUGAAGUAAGGCAGCUGAAGAUGUCAGUAGUAAGUUGACAUCCACUGAGAAUUACAUUGAGAAGUAUUUGCCUGUUAAAGUGCACAAGUUCAUUGUCAGUUCACUUAGAAAUGUGUUUGAAAGCAAGAGAGAACUCCGUAAGCUCAAAGAUUAUGAAGCCAAAAGAGAUUGGCUUUUCAAGCAGGAGCUUCAAAAUGAUACUGGAAUUCCAAGUGAUUUCAAAACGAGUGUAUACGAAGAAAACCCUCGCAAACUCAAGAAGGUAAAGCUUUCUUCAAAAACGAAGAAGUUUAAAAUUGGGACUUUGAGGAGAGAAGGCAAAAUGGAUAGUUUCACUUCAAAUGGUACUACCUCUAUGAAAGGAUCACCAAAAUAAAAAGUCAUACAAGAAAUCGAGGAGGAAAGAAAGCAGUGUAAUCUCAUACAAGAAAUCAAGAAGGAAAGAAAGCAGUGUAAUCUCACACAAUAGCUCCCAAUUCUCAGUCAAGAAAGAUCCGGAUGAACCCUCAAGAAUGUAUAAUCUCAACAAGAGAGUAGCAUCUCAAAUGGUGGAGAGUAAGAAUGAAAGUAUAAUUGUACCUCAACACACAGUCUAUCAAUAUCCUUCAAUAGAAGUUAAUGAUCCAACUCUCGUAGACAAGACAGAGAGACAAAGCGUCGAAAAAGAAGUCCCAGUCAGUUCGAAAGUACUCACGACAAUCCGAGAUGAACUCAAAGCUGAAGAUGUUCCUGUCUCUGCUCACGAAGUGAAGUCUCAAGAUUUCAGAAAAAAUGAAAUCGAAGUUCACACAAACAAUGAGGAAGUCAAAGCUGAAGAAAGACUGCCUUCUGAGUCUCCACUUGAUUUCCAAGAGUCUGAAGAGCCAGAAGAGCCAGAAGAAGACAUUCAUGAUGAAUACUCUUCCCAAGAAGAGCGUGAACAUGAGCCUGUCAUUGAAGAUAAUGAGUUCACUUCAGAAGAAUCUUCAAGCGAAUUUGAAAAUUCUGAAAGUGAAUCUGAAGAAACUGACUCAAUUAACAGGAGAGUCAGAUCAAGAACAGAACUAGUCUCAAUGACUGCUAUUGAUGAACAGUUCGUAAAGUUUCUGACAGACAUGUCAAAUAGCAUCAAAGGACUUCAGGUAAAAACUGAAAAAAUUAGUAAUGGCCAAAUGGAGUUUGAGGACAAUUUCUCAAAGUCUCUUCAGAAGAACUUUAAAGAUAUCACACUUAAGGUCCGGAAUGAUCUAGUUGAACAGAAAGAUUACAUAAAUGCUCUGCACACAGAUGUCAAUGAGUCUAUCAAACAAUCCAAAAGGGAUAGAUCAGAUACAUAUCUUGAUCUUCAGACUCUCAAACAAAAGAUACAAUCUGUGCAUAACAAUAAUGCAAAGACCGAGGAUUAUUUGAUGAGAACUACCUCUUCAUAUAUGAAUAUUCUUGAAAGCAUCAAGACACACCUGUACUUGCUCAAACAGAAAGACCUUCAUGAGUUUGAAGCAAAGCUGUACGGCAAACAAGAAAAGCCUUAUGUUGCAGCUGAAGGAGACAUUCUCAAUUUACAAAAGAAAUCUCAAAAUGCUCAAACCACAGAGGAAAUGACCAUAAACUAUGAAGCUGAAGGACUCGACUUGCAGCUCAUCAGGCUCGAUCAGUUGCUAAAUGAAAACAAUUCAUUAUUGGAAGAAAAGCUUAAGAACGAGUUUGAUGUAUAUGAAGAAAGAAAUGCCUUGCUUUCGUCUGUGCGUAAGAAGUCAAAACUGCCAGCGUCAGAUUCCAUGAAAAGACUGCGCUCAGCUAAAAUGCGGAAGGAUGCCAUGUCUCCAGGGUUAAAGUCAGGUAAAGGCCAUCAAACUAGCUCAAAACCCAGAGAUAGCACAAUUUCAAAGUUGCCAGCAUUCGGUCCAUUUAAAAGUUCAGAUAACAAGUAUCACCAAUCUCAUAUCCAAAACCAAAGUUUCAAUGACAGAAAAAUUUUGACGAACAAGAGUAUGAGAUGGACAGACCAUUUCUCUCCAGAAAGAGGCCAAAACUUUAAAAGCAAGAACAAGACCACCAUUCUGACUCUGAACCCUCCCAAGCACCGGAGAGUUGAGUCAGCCAUUGGGAGAAGAACAGUUGUCAAUUAUUAAAUUUCACACACAAAAUAUCAACCUGU